AUGCAGUAUGAGCGCGCAAGCUGGGCUGACACACCCCUCUGGUUGCUGCUCACCCUUAAGGGUGUUGUUGCUGAUUUCCCUCUGCUGCUCUCCCUCACAGUCGCCCCAAACCCAAUGGCAUCUGUGCCGCACCUGUGCCCUGAGCCCGCUCUCUCCUCGCCCCCUCUCCCCUUCCUAUUUGCAUGUGCCAUGUUCUCCCUGUGCUGUUUCCCCUCCCAUCAUCCCCUCCUGGUCUGUCUCCCAGGCAUCUGUGCCCUGAGCCCGCUCUCUCCUCGCCCCCUCACCCCCUCCUCCUCCUGCUUCUGCGCCGUUCCUGCUGCUCCCCCUCGCCCCUCCCUCCUCUCCCUCACCUCACUAACUUCCUCCUCUUCUGCCUCUUCCUCCUCCUCCUCUGAUCAAGGCUCACUACUUCUAGUCGAUCUCAUCUCUCUCCAGGCCUUUGGCCAGGUGGGUUUGCUGCUCCCCCUCCCCGCCCCUCUCUCCCCUCCCUCCUCUCCCUUGCCUCGCUAA
This is a messenger RNA of Closterium sp. Naga37s-1, 510 nucleotides long. NCBI's taxonomy places the organism in Eukaryota, Viridiplantae, Streptophyta, Zygnematophyceae, Desmidiales, Closteriaceae. The record is from the annotation of a GenBank genome assembly.